AGGUGGGGAGGGGGCAAACGGCGAGCCCACUAUUUUUAUGCUGAAAUCAAAAGUAAUAAUCGAAAAACUCGUAAACAAAAACAACGCCGAAUCUCUGGUAAGCAAUACGAGCACUAUCGGCGUUUGUUAUUUUCAAAUAUUCGCCGAGUACUUUAGACUUUGAUUUGUGAUUUUGGUUAUACAACGUUUCAAUCCGUUCGGACCAUUAACUAAAGCUUGCAGUUGUUCGUGUACAAUGUCAGAUAGGAUAAAUAUCGACGCGCCCCUAUGGGACCAGAGCACGUUUGUGGGGCGCUUCAAGCAUUUCCUAUGGGUGACAGAUCCCAGGAGUUGUUUGGUAAGCGACGAAACAUUAGAUAAAGCCAAAGAGCUCCUGGAGCAUUACCGGAAAGGUGUGGAGCCCAAAGGAACGACCCAGGAACAGGUCAUAUACGCGAAAAAGCUUUACGAGAGCGCUUUUCACCCAGACAGUGGCGAAAAGCAAAAUGUUUUUGGUCGAAUGACGUUCCAAGUACCAGGCGGUAUGGCCAUAACUGGAGCUAUGUUGCAAUGGUAUCGAACGCCCUUCGCGGUAGUCUUUUGGCAAUGGGUGAAUCAAUCCUUUAACGCUUUGGUGAAUUACACCAACCGCAAUGCGAAAUCGCCCACAACAACAACCCAACUAAUAGUGGCGUAUGUAACGGCCACUUCUUCCGCAAUGGGUACCGCUUUAGGUUGCAAAUACUACUGGCAGAGGAAAGCUAGCCCUUUCAUGCAACGCUACGUCCCUUUCGCGGCCGUCGCGGCCGCCAAUUGCGUUAACAUCCCUUUAAUGCGACAGAACGAGAUACUUUACGGCAUAGACUGUUCAGAUGAGCACGGUAGAGUGGUUGGUCAGUCGAAAUUCGCCGCGGUAAAGGCCAUUAGUCAGGUGGUAAUUUCGAGGAUCACAAUGUGCGCCCCCGGCAUGCUAAUACUGCCCGUCAUAAUGGAACGGGCGGAAAAGUACUCGUGGAUGCAGAAAAUUAAGGUUCUGCAUGGUCCCAUACAGGUUAUGGCUGUGGGCUGUUUUUUAACAUUCAUGGUACCCGCCGCAUGCGCCCUCUUCCCUCAACGUUGUUCCGUUAAAUUGAGCACACUGUCCCUGCUCGAACCGUCGGCCUACGAGAAAAUCAAGCAAAACUGCGGCGAUAAAGUGCCGGAAAGGGUUUACUUCAACAAAGGCCUUUGAAGGGCAUGCGCUAUGCCCGUUCGAGACAAUAACAUUAGUUUACACUUAGCCGGUUAUCGCUUUCAAUGGGAAAGUAUACGUAAAAAAAAUCAAGACUCGUCGCAGUGAGUUGUGAUGAAUUAAUGUGAUCUUUUAUUUAUUUGUACUUAAGCAUUAACUUGUUCUCGAAUUAGUCGAAAAAGGAGUUUUUUGUUGCAGCAAUAUUUAUUUCAGGGGUACUCGACGUUUUUAUCAGGUUGUUAAGUGUUAAUCCCGUCUUGGAGCAAUAAAUUGUUAACUGUUUUUUUCGUCAGGAUGACUGGAAUGUGUCCAACAAAAAGCCUGUUUUAUGGGUUUCAUUUCAGUUUAAAUACACUUUAUAUUAAAGAAUUGUUUGCC
Molecule: messenger RNA, 1588 nt
Organism: Cylas formicarius (sweet potato weevil)
Lineage: Eukaryota; Metazoa; Arthropoda; Insecta; Coleoptera; Brentidae
Product: sideroflexin-2
Exons: 3
Coding region: 236-1210 (324 amino acids)
Biological process (GO): monoatomic ion transport; serine import into mitochondrion
Cellular component (GO): mitochondrial inner membrane
Molecular function (GO): monoatomic ion transmembrane transporter activity
Source: RefSeq, a predicted model, not a curated record